Molecule: messenger RNA, 1221 nt
Organism: Struthio camelus australis
Lineage: Eukaryota; Metazoa; Chordata; Aves; Struthioniformes; Struthionidae
Gene: MRPL1
Product: mitochondrial ribosomal protein L1
Source: RefSeq, a predicted model, not a curated record
CCAUCUGUUUUUCACGGCUUUGCUUACUGUCUCUUUAAGUAUGACACUACUGCAUAAGUAGAAGAAGGAAAAAUUAACUCUGUGUGCAGAACAGUGAAGCAUACUGCACGUGAAGUGUUCUGAAGUGUUGUUACCUCUUCGCUAUAGUUCAAACUGGAACAGAGAGCUCUUCAAAUAGAAAACUGCAAAGAAAAGUUCACAGAAGCCUAAGCAGGAAGAAACAAAAAAGAAAAAGAGAACUAUCAGACAGCCGCUGAUGAGCAAGCCAGUGGAUGAUGUAUACUUAACAUGGUGUUAUGAGCGGCCAUCCUAUGAUGUAGAAGUGGCUGUGGGUAUGCUAAAGAAAUUUCAGGAGUUGGACUUCACUUACCCAAAACAGUAUGUGUAUGUUAACAUAACUCUGGAUAUGGCAUUACAGAAGAAGAAAAAGGUGGAUCCAUUUGCAAGCAUUGUUCUUCUUCCAUAUCGUUUUACAGAUGAAGUGAAUAAGGUUUUGGUUUUCACGGAGAAAAAGGAAGAAGCUGAAAUAGCUCGGGAGAAUGGAGCUGCCAUUGUAGGAGGAGUUGAAUUAAUCAAAUGGAUUUUGGAAGAUGAAAUACAAGUGGACUUCUAUGUAGCUGUUCCUGAAAUAAUGCCUAAACUAAUACCAUUGAAGAGCAAGCUAAGAAGAAAAUACCCAAGCUCAAAAAGAAAUUCCAUGGGUCAUGAUAUUCCCCAAAUGCUGCAGCUCUUUAGAGAAGGCCUUGAGUAUGCAGUAGAAGAUGAGCGUCUAAUCAAGACAAGAAUAGCAAGACUGGAUAUGCCUACUGAGCAGAUAGUUGCCAAUCUAGAUGCAGUUAUCCAGGACGUCUGCAAAUUCAAGCCAUCAAGCUAUGGUCCUUUUGUGCAAAAGCUGGUUAUUCGAUCUUCAACCAGUGAAGGUUUGCUGUUGAACCUUGAUGGACUUCUCCCUCAGGUAGAGAAAGAAGAAGAAAAAGAAGAAAAACACCCAGAAGAUGAAGAAUAAAAUAUCCAAGAACUUGUUAGUACAUAAUGUUUUCCACACUUGCUAAUCAAAUCAACAAGGGAAAACAAGUGGUGUAAUGCAAAUCUUACCCUAUGAAAAGAAAAAAAUAAAUCAAAUUUGUUUUUUAAUUCCAUGUAACAAGAAGCCAUGUCACAAACAGGAGUCUCGUGUCAAACCUGAAGAUGCUUAACACUUCCUCUGGAAGCUGAAAGCUC